UCCGUUUUAAUUACUCCAUCGAAAUAGAAAUUCCAGUUUUCCAAUGAAAAACAUAACCUGAGCUGUCUCUGUUUUUCCCCUUAAUUUUGUUUUGUCCCUGUACUAGCCUCUUUAUUUUUUUUCCUUUUUUUUGGAAUAACCAAUAAACAAUUUUUCCACCACGCCCUGCUGUCUCUCCUCAUUCAAUAUUCCAUUUUAUCCUCUCUCUCUCUCUCUCCACAUAGGAUUUUCGAUAUAUAAUAUUCGUUCAUAUCUCCCCAACGCCGAAACCUCACAGCCGCGAAUAGAGAUUAGAUUAGAGAGAGAGAGAGAGAGAGAGAGAGAGGUGGUUGUUAAAACCGUUUGUAUUCCGGCGAGGGAAGAAGCAAUGGGGGCGGGGGUACUGCCGGAUCUGUGGACGUUGAUUCUGAUUCCGCUCUGCGCCGUCGUGGGAAUCGCGUUCUCGCUCAUCCAGUGGGUGAUUGUGUCGCGCGUCAAGGUGUCGGUGGAGAAGCAGUCGCAGCCGGCGAACAACAAGAAUGGGUUCAGCGAGUCGUUGAUUGAGGAGGAGGAAGGUAUCAACGACCACAGCGUCGUGCAGAAAUGCGCCGAGAUUCAGAACGCCAUCUCCGAAGGGGCAACAUCCUUCCUCUUUACUGAAUAUCAGUAUGUUGGGAUUUUCAUGGUUGCUUUUGCGGUGUUAAUCUUUCUUUUCCUUGGCUCCGUGGAGGGAUUCAGCACGAAGAGCCAGACUUGUAGUUAUGACAGCACGAGAAUGUGCAAGCCCGCUCUUGCCACUGCUGCCUUCAGCACCAUAUCCUUCCUGCUUGGUGGUGUCACUUCAGUGGUUUCUGGCUUUCUGGGAAUGAAAAUUGCUACCUAUGCAAAUGCCAGAACCACCUUGGAGGCAAGAAAGGGUGUUGGGAAAGCUUUUAUCGUUGCAUUUAGAUCCGGUGCAGUCAUGGGUUUCCUCCUUGCUGCCAACGGUCUUUUAGUGCUGUACAUUACCAUCAACCUCUUUAAGUUGUAUUAUGGCGAUGAUUGGGAAGGCCUCUUUGAAUCUAUAACUGGUUAUGGCCUAGGUGGAUCCUCUAUGGCACUCUUUGGCAGAGUAGCUGGAGGUAUUUAUACAAAAGCUGCGGAUGUUGGUGCUGAUCUUGUGGGGAAGGUUGAGAGGAACAUCCCUGAGGAUGAUCCUAGAAAUCCUGCGGUUAUAGCUGAUAAUGUUGGUGACAAUGUUGGGGAUAUUGCUGGUAUGGGGUCUGAUCUAUUUGGUUCUUACGCGGAAUCUUCAUGUGCUGCUCUUAUUGUUGCUUCCAUCUCCUCUUUCGGGAUCAAUCAUGACUACACUGCAAUGCUUUAUCCUCUGCUCGUCAGUUCUAUGGGAAUCCUUGUUUGUUUGCUAACCACCUUAUUUGCAACUGAUUUCUUUGAAAUCAAGUCUGUAAAGGACAUUGAGCCAACUUUGAAGAAGCAACUCAUUAUCUCUACAAUAUUGAUGACUGUCGGUAUCGCGAUAGUCAGCUGGGUUGCGCUUCCAUCUUCCUUCACUAUCUACAAUUUUGGAGCCCAGAAAGAAGUAAAGAACUGGCAGCUUUUCUUGUGUGUUUGUGUUGGUUUGUGGGCUGGGCUUAUCAUUGGGUUCGUAACUGAGUACUACACUAGCAAUGCAUACAGCCCUGUGCAAGAUGUUGCUGAUUCCUGCCGCACUGGAGCUGCUACGAAUGUUAUUUUUGGCCUUGCAUUGGGAUAUAAGUCGGUCAUUAUUCCAAUUUUUGCCAUUGCAAUUGGAAUUUUUGUUAGUUUCAGCUUUGCUGCUAUGUAUGGUGUCGCAGUAGCGGCCCUAGGAAUGCUGAGCACAAUAGCAACUGGAUUGGCCAUUGAUGCAUAUGGUCCCAUCAGUGACAAUGCUGGAGGUAUAGCUGAGAUGGCUGGAAUGAGCCAUAGAAUCCGAGAAAGAACUGAUGCUCUUGAUGCUGCAGGAAACACCACAGCAGCUAUUGGAAAGGGCUUUGCAAUUGGGUCUGCAGCUCUUGUUUCCCUGGCCCUCUUUGGUGCCUUUGUGAGCCGUGCAGAGAUUUUGGCUGUUGACGUGUUGACACCAAAAGUUUUCAUUGGAUUGCUGGUGGGUGCGAUGCUCCCAUAUUGGUUUUCUGCCAUGACAAUGAAGAGUGUCGGAAAAGCUGCUCUGAAGAUGGUGGAGGAAGUGCGCAGGCAAUUCAACACCAUCCCUGGCCUCAUGGAAGGGACUGCCAAGCCAGACUACGCUACCUGUGUGAAGAUCUCCACGGAUGCCUCGAUCAAAGAGAUGAUUGCUCCUGGUGCUCUUGUCAUGCUCACACCCCUCAUUGUCGGCAUCUUGUUCGGCGUGGAAACAUUAUCUGGUGUGCUUGCUGGAUCCCUCGUCUCUGGUGUACAGAUUGCCAUCUCUGCGUCCAACACUGGUGGCGCUUGGGAUAAUGCCAAGAAGUAUAUUGAGGCUGGUGCUUCGGAGCACGCAAGGACCCUUGGCCCGAAGGGAUCCGACGCACACAAGGCAGCUGUAAUCGGUGACACCGUUGGGGACCCGCUCAAGGACACAUCUGGACCAUCACUCAACAUCCUGAUUAAGCUAAUGGCUGUUGAAUCACUUGUGUUCGCUCCCUUUUUCGCUACCCAUGGCGGCCUUCUAUUCAAGAUUUUCUAGAAGAACAAAGAAGGGAGUGCUAAUACUGCAGGGGAUUCUCCAACCGAUUUCCCUAUGAUCGUUGUCGUCUUUUUACCUGGUUAUUCUGUGUCCUUCAUUCUCCGCCAGGUCUCCUCCUCCUAACUUCUAUUUCAACUGUACUUUAGAUUCUGGUGUAGAGAAAUUUUUCCCCGUUAUUGGAGUUGAUGAUGUUGAUGAAAAUGUUCAAUCUUUUGAAGAGUUGGGAUAGCUUUGUUGUUCUUUGCCUACGUAAAUGCACAUGAUGUUGGUCAUUGGUCUAUUCGAUUUGCAACUUUUAUGGGUCAAUGUCAAAUUAUACCAGUAGUUAAUGUC
This is a messenger RNA of Rhododendron vialii, 2998 nucleotides long. RefSeq names its product pyrophosphate-energized vacuolar membrane proton pump-like. The coding region runs from base 368 to 2665 and encodes 765 amino acids. Gene Ontology annotation, cellular component: membrane. Gene Ontology annotation, biological process: proton transmembrane transport. The transcript has 8 exons. The record is from RefSeq and is a predicted model, not a curated record. NCBI's taxonomy places the organism in Eukaryota, Viridiplantae, Streptophyta, Magnoliopsida, Ericales, Ericaceae. Gene Ontology annotation, molecular function: inorganic diphosphate phosphatase activity; diphosphate hydrolysis-driven proton transmembrane transporter activity.